AUGCUGCAGGACUUGAUCGACCAGGUCUUCAUCACCGGCAGCAGACUCGUCUCUCCCGCCCCGACCGCCGCCAUGACAGACCAGAAGGACCCGGCGACGUGUCCCGUCGACCACAACAGCCGCGAGGCCUGGCUGGAGCAAGCCCGCGCCGCGUCCUCGGCCGCCCAGAAGCAGCAGCAGCAGCCGAGUCGCAACGACCUCCCGCCGUCACACCCCCCCGUGACAGCCGGCGACUCGCAGGAGGCCUGCCCCGUCGACCACAAGGCCCGCGACGUCUGGAUGCAGCAGGCCCGGGCCGCCGGUGCCUCUGCCUCCUCCUCGAAACCCACCCCUCCACAACCCCAGCCGGCAGCGACCACGUCUUCCUGGACGAGCUCGCUGCUCUCCUACCUCCCCUUCGGCUCCUCGUCCACAUCCACCCGGCCGUCGGACCCCUCGACGACAUCACAGACCCACUACUCGCUCGACACGUCCCGCGUCGUGUCCACGAUACCGCGGACGACGCUCCCCAGCGGCGGUGCCGGCGGACCCGGCGGCAGCAGCCACGAGCCCCCGCGGCCGGCGAACCAGGAGCUGGAGACGGGCGCGGACCACGCGAGCGGGAACUGGGUGUACCCGUCGCAGAAGAUGUUCUUCGAGGCCAUGAAGCGCAAGGGCCACGAUCCGCAGGCGGCCGACAUGGCCACCGUCGUGCCGAUCCACAACGCCGUCAACGAGCGGGCGUGGGCGGAUAUCAAGGAGUGGGAGGCGCCCUACAUCAAGGGCACGAGCUGCGAUGCUCCGAGGUUAAGCUCCUUUGCCGGGCUCAGCACCAACAUGUCGCCCAAGGCCCGCAUUAAUACCUGGCUGGGUUACCAGUCGCCCUUUGACAGACACGACUGGGUGAUCGAUAGGUGUGGGACCGAGAUAGAGUAUAUAAUUGAUUUCUACGCCGGCCGGCCGACCGGUGACGGGAAGCCGUCUUUCUACUUAGACGUACGGCCGAAGCUGAACAGUUGGGAAGGGGUCAAGAUGCGUGCCCUCAGAGGGCUGGGUGUGGCUUAA
Neoarthrinium moseri is the source of this 1044-nucleotide messenger RNA. RefSeq lists its product as uncharacterized. Bases 1 to 1044 code for a protein of 347 amino acids. The record is from RefSeq and is a predicted model, not a curated record. The transcript has 2 exons. Gene Ontology annotation, cellular component: mitochondrion. Gene Ontology annotation, biological process: cytochrome c-heme linkage. Gene Ontology annotation, molecular function: holocytochrome-c synthase activity. Lineage: Eukaryota; Fungi; Ascomycota; Sordariomycetes; Amphisphaeriales; Apiosporaceae.